GCAGGGCACACACUCAGCGAUGGACGCCGGUCGUGCAGCCAACAUUUGCAGCACGUUUGUCGCUGUUGCCGCGUUAUUCGUCGCUGCCAAUGCAGUUCAGGGAGAGAACGGUCACAGAGUGAGCAGGAGCGACGUGCGAGCGGUGCUCGGCGAAAAGAUGGACCCGAACUUCUGGCCGACGCGGGGACGACGCUCGCCGCUGGGCGCCGCCCUGGGCUCGGAAGAGGACGACGCUCCGUUCUGGGCCAACCGGGGCCGCAGCGUGCGUCUCGGCGAGGAGGACGAGGCGCCGUUCUGGGCAAACCGCGGGCGCAGUGUGCGUCUCGGCGAACUGCAGAGUUUGCUGCAGGAACGGGGCGUCGGUUCAGAUGAGGAGCCGCCCUUCUGGGCCAACAGGGGGCGCAGUCUGCCUUGUGACGGCAUUGGACAGGAUGGAGCCUUGUUCGCCGAAGAGCCUUACUGGGUGAUGAUGGACCGACGUGACGACGAAACAGCCGGCGGCUCGUCGCUAGUCGAUCCGUUCUGGGUGGCGCGGGGACGGCGUGGCCUAUUGGACACCCUAGGCACGGCACCAAACGACUUCUGGGCGUCGCGCGGCAAGAAAGCACCCCUGGCCACCCGACAGGGCGAGAACGCGGCGCGUGCCCUCGGACUCAGCUCCGACCAGUUCUGGCCAGCGCGCGGCAAACGAGCCGCCGACUCGCGCGGCAAACGCGCCGCCGCCGCGCGCACCCGCCUCAAUGACAAGCCACACCAUCACGUCUAACCUCCGCCUUCUAAUGAAUGUUGAUGAUUUAGUGACAUUUUAUUGACUAUGGUCUGUAUAAAAUGAAUUGACACUUGGAGAAAAUAUCCGUGUUGCCAAAUUGUGCAAAUCUCAAUCCGUUCAUGCAAUCACAUACGACUGAAUGUAUUCAAUUCGACAACACAGUCGAUGCAGAGCUCUCAAUUUGAAUACAAUCAGUCACAAUCAUAGGCUUGCAUGAACCGAUUGAAAUUUCGCACAAUUUGGCAACGAUAUUUUCUCCAAGUGUCAAUUUAUUUUAUUCAGAGUAUAGAUUGCUGUCAUUUGACGUGUUAAUUGGAAAUAUUGUAAAAUCUCUGUAAAAUUUCGUGGUGCAUCUUAUGUAAAUAAAAGCAAAUAAUUUCGUA
Molecule: messenger RNA, 1152 nt
Organism: Nilaparvata lugens (brown planthopper)
Lineage: Eukaryota; Metazoa; Arthropoda; Insecta; Hemiptera; Delphacidae
Exons: 3
Coding region: 20-766 (248 amino acids)
Source: RefSeq, a predicted model, not a curated record